Messenger RNA from Magnolia sinica, 1326 nucleotides. RefSeq names its product glutamine synthetase cytosolic isozyme-like. The record is from RefSeq and is a predicted model, not a curated record. The transcript has 13 exons. Gene Ontology annotation, molecular function: glutamine synthetase activity. NCBI's taxonomy places the organism in Eukaryota, Viridiplantae, Streptophyta, Magnoliopsida, Magnoliales, Magnoliaceae. Gene Ontology annotation, cellular component: cytoplasm. The coding region runs from base 22 to 1131 and encodes 369 amino acids.
UGCAAGUACUUUCAUUUACUUAUGAUGUCUCUCCUCAACGAUUUUCUCACCCUUGAUCUCUCCCACUCAACGGAGAAAAUCAUUGCUGAAUAUAUAUGGAUUGGUGGGAGUGGAAUGGAUAUGAGAAGCAAAAGAAGGACAUUGCCUGAGCCAGUAUCUGACCUACAUAAGUUGCCCAAGUGGAAUUUUGAUGGAUCAAGCACUGGCCAGGCUCCCGGAGAAGAUGGUGAGGUCAUUUUACGACCUCAAGCCAUCUUUAAGGAUCCUUUUCUAAGGGGAAAUAAUAUUCUGGUAUUGUGUGAUACAUGUACACCAGGUGGGGAACCAAUCCCUACUAAUAAAAGGUUUGAUGCUGCCAAAAUAUUUAACCAUCCAGAUGUCGUUGCUGAAGAGCCCUGGUAUGGGAUUGAGCAGGAGUAUACUCUGCUUCAAAAGGAUGUUCUUUGGCCUCUUGGAUGGCCGGUUGGUGGCUUUCCUAGACCUCAGGGACCAUACUACUGUGGUGUUGGGGCUGACAAGGCGUUUGGUCGGGACAUUGUGGAUUCUCACUACAAAGCUUGCCUUUACGCUGGAAUUAACAUAAGUGGGAUCAAUGCAGAAGUUAUGCCAGGCCAGUGGGAAUUCCAGGUUGGCCCCUCUGUUGGAAUUUUUGCCAGUGAUGAGUUGUGGGUGGCCCGCUACAUCCUUGAGAGGAUUACAGAGAUUGCUGGGGUUGUUCUUUCGUUCGAUCCUAAACCGAUCCAGGGUGACUGGAAUGGUGCUGGUGCCCACACAAACUACAGCACCAAGUCCAUGAGAGCCGACGGUGGAAUCGAUGUUAUCGUUAAGGCCAUUGAGAAGCUGCGCCUGCGCCACAAGGAGCACAUUUCUGCAUACGGGGAGGGCAACGAGAGAAGAUUAACAGGCCACCAUGAAACCGCAGACAUCAACACAUUCUCAUGGCCACAGGGAAUUGCGAACCGGGCGGCAUCUAUCCGCGUGGGCCGUGAUACUGAAAAGGCAGCCAAAGGCUACUUUGAAGAUCGACGGCCAGCAUCGAACAUGGACCCAUACGUGGUCACCUCCAUGAUUGCGGAGACAACGAUUCUGUGGAGCCCACAUAGUAAGAAGAAAAACAACAGCUCUUCAUAAUGUAAUCGUAUAAUAACAAGGGAUUCAUUCCAUCUUUCCAAUUUAGAUUGAUAUAAAUCAUCUAAUACAAUCCAUAUGCAUUAUAAUAACUAUGUGUAGGGCACAUUCCCACGAUGUUUUAAAUGUAAAAUCUACUCCAUCCAUUACGGAUGGUUAGAUUCAACUUCGUUUUCAAUGGUUAUAUUAUCAAUGGUA